Molecule: messenger RNA, 9889 nt
Organism: Columba livia (rock pigeon)
Lineage: Eukaryota; Metazoa; Chordata; Aves; Columbiformes; Columbidae
Gene: SHANK2
Product: SH3 and multiple ankyrin repeat domains 2
Exons: 28
Coding region: 623-6250 (1875 amino acids)
Cellular component (GO): dendritic spine; postsynaptic membrane; postsynaptic density
Molecular function (GO): synaptic receptor adaptor activity; ionotropic glutamate receptor binding
Source: RefSeq, a predicted model, not a curated record
GGUUUCCGGGCAGAGCCCCAUCAGGGGUGCAGCCCCCCCUGCCUGCAACGCGGGAAGCUCCGAGCAGCUCCGAGCAGGAGGAUGCGCUGGACGAACCGAUCGGCUUAUCAGCGGUUCCGCGCCCAGCGGCGGACACGGCGCCGCGGCAGCAGCCGGUAAACGGGGCGGCGGCACCGGCAGCACCGACGGCGGAGCGGGGGGGGCCGGCCCGGGCACUGCCUGUCUGAGCGCGGGGGGCGGCUCCCCGGCCCGGCCACCCCCCCCAUCCACCCCGGGAAACGCGGCCCCGCCGAAUCCGGGCGGCAGCGGUAGCAGCCGGGGGAGGGCAGCGCGGUGCCCACCGCCCCGUCCCGCCGCAGCCCUGUGACAUCCGCUGUGAUCCAUCCGCUCCCCAUCGGACAGCCCAAGUCCGGCAGGACAGGAAGGACAGGCUCCUUGUCUUCAUGAGCACCAGCCAUCGGAGCAACCAGGACACAAGGUGAGGUCCUGCAGCAAGGAGAGAGGCUUCUCAUGGGUGGGAAGAGCCAUCUCAAGGGAUCUGAGAUGAGAGAGGGCUAGAUCCCCAUGAUCAUCUUGGCACCAUUGCUUUCAUCUGUAUGUUGACAGGAUAAAAACCUCAAACAUGCCCCGUAGCCCAACAUCGAGUGAAGAUGAAAUGGCACAAAGCUUUUCCGACUACUCGGUUGAAUCCGAAUCAGACAGCUCCAAAGAAGAAACUAUUUAUGACACAAUUAGAGCAACUGCAGAGAAGCCGAGCAGCAGAAUGGAAGACAGUCAGAGCAACACAUUAGUGAUCCGAAUUAUAAUACCUGAUCUGCAGCAGACGAAAUGCAUUAGAUUUAACCCAGAAGCUUCAGUGUGGAUUGCAAAGCAACGAAUUCUGUGCACUUUGAAUCAGAGUUUGAAAGAUGUCCUGAAUUAUGGACUGUUCCAACCUGCAAGCAACGGGAGAGAUGGGAAGUUUUUGGAUGAGGAACGACUUCUUAGGGAAUACCCACAGCCAGUGAAUAAAGGAGUUCCUUCACUAGAGUUUCGAUACAAGAAAAGAGUGUACAAACAGUUUAAUCUUGAUGAAAAACAGCUGGCCAAGCUUCAUACAAAGGCUAAUUUGAGAAAAUUUAUGGAUCAUGUCCACCAUCUCUCAGUGGAGAAAAUCACAAAGAUGUUGGACCGAGGACUGGACCCAAACUAUCAUGACCUAGAAACUGGAGAAACACCCCUGACUUUGGCAGUUCAGCUUGACAAUGCAGUAGAAGUGAUAAAAGCUCUGAAAAAUGGAGGAGCACAUUUAGACUUCAGAGCCAAAGAUGGAAUGACAGCUGUGCACAAAGCAGCCAGAGCCAAGAACCAAGUAACCCUCAAGACGCUUUUAGAGCUUGGAGCAUCUCCCAACUACAAGGACAGCUGUGGGCUGACCCCCCUGUACCACACGGCCGUCGUGGGGGGGGAUCCGUUCUGCUGCGAGUUGCUGCUCCACGAACACGCCACCGUCAGCUGUAAAGACGAAAACGGGUGGCAAGAAAUUCAUCAGGCUUGCCGAUAUGGACACGUCCAACAUCUAGAGCAUCUCCUGUUCUACGGGGCGGACAUGUGUGCACAGAAUGCAUCAGGGAACACGGCGCUACACAUCUGUGCCCUCUACAACCAGGAGAGCUGUGCGCGAGUGUUGCUGUUCCGCGGAGCCAACAAGGAGAUUAAGAAUUACAACAGCCAGUCUCCUUUUCAGGUGGCUAUAAUAGCGGGGAAUUUUGAGCUCGCUGAAUAUAUCAAGAAUCACAGGGAAGCUGAUAUUGGAUCCUGCUUCCCAUAUCCAAGUAGAAGUCCCUGGAAUCUGUUUCUGUCAGUGCCCUUCAGAGAGGCUCCCACCUAUUCAAACAGAAGGCGGAGACCCCCGAGCACCUUGGCAGCACCUCGGAUCUUGCUUCGCUCCAACAGUGACAACAACCUGAACAUCAACAACCUCCCCGAGUGGUCAGCCUCCUCCUCUGCUUCUUCACACCGCAGCCUUUCACCUCAUCUACUUCAACAGAUGCAGAAUAAUCCUAAUGGAACUGUAAAAACUGUGGGGAGUUACACUCCGUCCUCCCGGAGCCGGUCGCCAUCCCUCAACAGGCUGGGAGAGGAUGCCAAAAGGCAGCAGCACAGGCACAUCAGUGCCGUUUACAGUCCUGGUGCCAACAAGGAUACUCUGGCUGCCUUGGAUUAUCAGGGUCCAAAACGCAAGCUUUACAGCGCUGUACCUGGAAGACUUUUUAUUGUCGUAAAGCCAUAUCAACCUCAAGGAGAAGGGGAAAUUCAUCUGCACAAAGGAGAUAGAGUCAAAGUUUUAAGCAUCGGUGAAGGUGGAUUCUGGGAAGGCAGCACCCGGGGACAUAUUGGAUGGUUUCCUGCAGAGUGCGUUGAAGAAGUUCAGUGUAAACCAAAUGAAGGCAAACCAGAAACACGAACAGAUAGAACAAAGAAACUAUUCAGACACUACACGGUUGGAUCCUAUGACAGCUUUGAUGCUUCAAGUGACUGCAUAAUAGAAGAAAAGGCAGUGGUCCUGCAGAAAAAAGACAAUGAAGGAUUUGGAUUUGUGCUCAGAGGGGCAAAAGCUGACACACCAAUUGAAGAAUUCACCCCAACUCCAGCCUUUCCUGCUUUGCAGUACUUGGAAUCUGUGGACGAAGGGGGAGUAGCAUGGCAAGCUGGCCUGAGAACUGGAGACUUUUUGAUCGAGGUUAAUAACGAGAAUGUAGUGAAGGUUGGCCACAGGCAGGUGGUGAACAUGAUCCGCCAAGGGGGCAACCACCUCGUGCUCAAGGUCGUCACAGUCACCAGGAAUCUUGACCCAGACGACACAGCUCGAAAGAAAGCGCCACCACCUCCUAAGCGAGCUCCAACCACUGCACUGACCUUGCGGUCUAAGUCAAUGACCUCAGAGCUUGAAGAGCUUGCUUCAGUACGGAAGAAGAAGGAUAUUCUCCCUUCACAUUUUGAAGGUUUGAAGAAGAGGAUUGUUUUUCGAGUCACACUAAAUAAGGUGGAUGAAAUAGUACCAGUUUCCAAGCCAUCAAGAAUUGCAGACAAUGCAACUGUGGACUCAAGAGUGGCAACCAUUAAACAGCGGCCUUCUAGUAGAUGUUUUCCCUCAGCUACAGAUAUGAAUUCCAUGUAUGAGAGACAGGGUAUUGCUGUGAUGACGCCCACUGUACCGGGGAGUCCUCAAGGUCCUUUUCUGGGUAUACCUCGGGGUACAAUGAGAAGACAAAAAUCUAUAGGAAUAACAGAGGAAGAACGGCAGUUUUUGGCUCCUCCUAUGUUGAAGUUUACCAGAAGUCUUUCGAUGCCUGACACCUCUGAAGACAUCCCACCACCACCACAGUCCUUACCUCCUUCACCGCCACCACCUUCUCCCUCUCUGUACAACUCUCCCAAAUCCCCGACGUCAAGGAGCUAUGGAACUAUCAAACCUCCGUUUAAUCAGAAUUCAGGUUCAAAAAUUUCUUUGGUGAGGCCUGAGAACGUGGGAACGAUGAUAAGGGACAAAGGGAUUUAUUACAGGCGAGAACUGGACCGAUACUCUCUGGACUCUGAAGACCUGUACAGUCGGAGCGCGGCGUCUCAGGCAAAUUUCAGGAACAAGAGGGGUCAGAUGCCAGAAAACCCUUAUUCUGAGGUUGGGAAGAUCGCCAGCAAAGCGGUUUAUGUGCCGGCCAAACCAGCCAGGAGGAAGGGGAUGCUGGUGAAGCAAUCCAACGUUGAAGACAGCCCGGAGAAGACCUGCUCCAUCCCGAUCCCGACGAUCAUCGUGAAAGAGCCAUCCACCAGCAGCAGCGGGAAGAGCAGCCAAGGGAGCAGCAUGGAAAUCGAUCCGCAGUCUUCAGAGCAACCCGGGCAGCUCCGACCCGACGACAGCUUAGGUGUCAGCAGCCCGUUCGCAGCAGCCAUUGCCGGAGCAGUGAGGGACAGGGAAAAAAGGCUGGAAGCAAGGCGGAAUUCCCCAGCCUUCCUUUCCACAGACCUAGGAGAUGAGGAUGUUGGACUAACACCGCCAACACCACGCAUGAGGCAAUCCAAAUUUACCGAUGACGCGGUGUUUAGUAGUGAAGAGGGGUUUAGACAGCUGAUAUCGCCGUCUCCGAUUCCCGCACCUAGAGAGCCUGAAAAUCUUUUUAAUAGCAGUGAACCCAGCAAUCAGAGUGAUUCAAGGACAUUAAACACUUCGUCCAAAACGAAAGGUACUGACAACAGUACAGUGGCAGCUAAGUCCACGAACGCAUCCAGCUCAGAUAAUUACGUUCACCCGGUCACAGGAAAGCUAUUAGAUCCAAACUCACCACUAGCCCUUGCUCUCUCUGCCAGGGACAGAGCCAUGAAAGAACAAACACAGCAGAUUCCAGGCAAAGGAGAUGCUGUUAAAGCUGACCUGAAUAAACCACUUUACAUCGAUACGAAGCUGAGACCCAAUAUUGAAACGACUUUUCCUGUUACUGCUACUGUCACUCGGCAAAAUACUCGUGGCCCAUUGAGACGGCAGGAGACCGAGAACAAGUAUGAAACAGAUGCAGGGAAAGAAAAGAAAGCUGAGGAGAAGAAAAACAUGUUGAUAAACAUUGUGGAUACUUCGCAGCAAAAGUCAGCCGGCUUGUUAAUGGUUCAUACCGUGGACACGGCAAAGUCGGACGAAACACCCGAGGAUGAGGAGGAAAAGAGAGAUGAAAUGGAAACGAACCCCGAAAACUCCCCGCCGGAGAGGCCAGAGGGGAGCGAGGAAGCGGAAAGCGAGCUGAACGUGCCUGCAGCGCCGGAGCCACCGGCAUCUCCCUGCAAAACCAUCGUAGCAGCGAGCUCGGUCGACGACCCCGUCAUCCUGCCAUUCCGCAUCCCUCCGCCACCCUUAGCGUCGGUCGAUAUCGAUGAAGAGUUUCUUUUUACCGAGCCACUGCCACCCCCCUUAGAGUUCGCCAACAGCUUUGAUAUCCCCGACGACCGUGCGGUUCCCGGUUCGGCUCUAACAGACUUGAUGAAGCAAAGGAAAAAUGGCUCUCCUUCACCCGCGCCGUUCGCCCCCAGCCAGUCCACAAACUCCUUAGACAGUAAAAAGCAAGUGGGUCUUUCAAACUGUUUGCCUGCCUCCUUUCUGCCACCCCCUGACAGCUUUGAUAACGUCACUGACUCUGGGAUUGAGGAGGUAGACAGCCGUAGUAGUAGUGACCAUCACUUAGAGACAACCAGCACUAUCUCAACGGUGUCCAGCAUCUCGACCUUAUCCUCGGAAGGGGGUGAGAACGUGGAUACUUGUACAGUCUAUGCAGAUGGGCAAACAUUUCUGGUGGACAAACCCCCAGUACCUCCUAAGCCAAAAAUGAAGCCCAUAAUCAACAAAAGCAAUGCACUUUACAAGGAUGCGCUAAUUGAAGAAACUGUAGACAGCUUUGUUAUCCCUCCUCCCGCUCCGCCCCCGCCUCCCAUCAGCGCUCAGCCCAACAUGGCUAAAGUUGUUCCCCAAAGGACAUCUAAGCUCUGGGGUGACGUGCCGGAGGUGAAAAGCCCCAUUCUCUCAGGCCCAAAGGCUAAUGUGAUUAGUGAAUUGAACUCACUACUCCAGCAAAUGAACAGAGAGAAAUCCUCAAAGCCAGGGGAAGGAUUGGAGUCACCUACUGGAACAAAAACUGCAAGUCUCAGUACAAGGAGCACGGAAGUCAUGAGUACUGUCUCAGGUACACGAAGUACAACAAUCACUUUUACUGUCCGACCUGGAACCAGCCAACCGAUCACACUGCAGAGCAGGUCCCCAGACUAUGACAGUAGGACCUCAGGAGCAAGACAUGCUCCAAGCCCUGUGGUUUCACCAACAGAGAUUAAUAAAGACAUCAUGCCUGCUCCUCUGACUGCUUCUGCUUCAGCUUCAUCUCCUUCUCCAACUUUGUCCGAUGUAUUUAGCCUACCCAGCCAGCCCCCUUCUGGGGACUUAUUUGGCUUGACCACAGGGCGCAGCAGGUCUCCUUCUCCCUCAAUAUUACAACAGCCAAUCUCAAAUAAGCCUUUUACAACUAAGCCUGUCCACCUGUGGACUAAACCAGAUGUGGCAGAUUGGUUGGAAAGUCUAAACUUAGGUGAACAUAAAGAAACAUUUAUGGACAAUGAAAUAGAUGGCACUCAUUUACCAAAUCUACAAAAGGAAGAUCUGAUAGACCUUGGAGUGACUAGAGUUGGGCACAGAAUGAACAUAGAAAGAGCUCUGAAACAGCUGCUGGACAGAUAAGAAUAGCUAUUUUGCCUCACAAACUUCUGUUGAUAACUAGAGAUGGGCUGGUACUGAAAUACCCCAAAUGCCUUGUCUGUCUGCGAGUGCCAGCAAAAUUGGGGGUGGGAGGGGGAAAGCAGUUGAAUUCCUGGUACUCAGGUAAUGCAGACUGUAUGCUACAUGCCCAAACAUAAACCUGAACCUGUUACACGAGUGGGGCCAUUUUAUUUCAAAGUUGUGGGGAGAUAUGAGAGAGAGAAAAUUGUUAACUUCAAAAAUACGAUCUCUCGAUAAUGCCCUUCUGCUGGAAGCAUUACAUACCACUUUUCUUUCCAUUUAAAAUUGCAAACGUUUCAUUUUUUUAUUGACAAGCGCGAUAUUAUUGCCAUUCAGUCUCCGAGCAGGAUUCCUUCCCCAACCCUUAGUCCACUUGAAGAGGCCAGAGCGCUUCUUUACCAUUCAAAGCCAUUUUUAAUAGUCGCAGAGGCACAAUAUUAAGACAGGUACAGUUCAUAUUACUGGUUUUUACUAGUGUAGCUCUCUGAUUUGUUGGCAGUGAAGCUGGUUGUUCUGCUGGAAUUAGUUCAAGGGUAACCUUGCUCUGUUUUACCUGGUAUUUCUUUAUUUCUGCAGUUAUACUUAGCGCUCUUCCAAGGUGGCAGAACAAGUUCAAUACAUGCUCCAUUGACUUGACCUGUAAGACGAUGCAGAUGUUGCAUAAAAAACAAAACAAAACAAAACAAGGAGGAAUGCACACUUAGAGGUACAACAAAAUGAAGCUAGUUUGAACCUGAGACCCCCAGUUUUCAACCAGCUAAACUACUGCCAAGUCGCAAUAUGAACUCUACAGAGCCAGCAGAAAUUUGGGGUUGUGUACAGACGCAUCUUUUGGACUUCACAGUCGGAUACUCGAAUGUGCUGAACCCUGAGAGAUGCUGUUUAAUUCAGUGAGUGGUUUUGAACAUCAGGCCAAGAAAGAAUAAGAAGAGAGACGAACGUUCCCAGUGGGGAAGGUUGCCAGGGUUUUAAGUGAGAGAGGAAUUUCAGCCUGUUAGCAGCAAUGGAAAGUUUUCAGCUUGUAAAAAGAAACAAAUAAAAGUAAAAAGGCGCCAAAAAGGAACCAAAAAGGUAAAAGGAACUGAAAAGGUAAAAAGAAACUAAAGAGGUAAAAAGGUAACGGCAAGCUGGCAGGCGGUUUGUGGCCUCUCGGAACGCACGUGCUCCAAGGGCCAGGAGAACUGGGGAGGUUUCCAGACUUCCAUUUUUAUGGCUGUUUUGGUAUGUUUGGCUUCUGGACAAGGGCAGCAGAGCGAGCACUGCGGGGGCAGCUUCUUCGGGCGGCUGUUUGGGAGGUCGCGGGGGAAGAACGUGGAUCCUGCUGGAAGCCAGGUGGCUGUGGCCCAGCAGGGCCGGGGCGGUGGUACCAGAGCUCCAGGUGGCUCUAAUCUGCUCUAAUCUGACUUCUUGUUUUAAAAACAUUUGUUUUUCAAGUUAACAAGUCUCUCUCUGCAUGUUUGAGCUCCCCUUGUAAUUAACACCUCUUAAUAUCUGUGAGUUUUGUAGGUCUUUAUUAACAUACUAUUCAAGGUGGGUCCAUUGUGUGUGGAUGGCUAGACUGGCUACCUACCAUACGUUCAGGUUCUCUUACAUUUCGCAAGGUACCUGAAAUUUCUUUCCUUGAUAUGGUCCUUGAUAUAGUCCAGCCUAUCUCUAAUUUUUUUUAUUGUGAUUAUUUUUUGCUCACAAACAAGUGUCUAAUUAGGUCUGCAACAGCCCUAGUAUGAGUACAUAAAGUUUAGCAUUUUAAAUAUCUUUCUUUACUGCAAGUUUAAAUAGUUGUACAGAUAGUUUAUAAGCACAAUAUUUUAAGAAAAUAAGUGGCUGGUCUACUGGGCAGCCUUUGUGCCACUUCAGUGCUAGAAAGUUAAAAACAAAACAACAAAAAAAGACAAAAAAAAAACUUUUGUGGUUUACUACUCUUUCUGUGGAAUAAAUAUAAAGUCUUGACCUUUUUAAAAUCAACCUCAUUUGGAUGCAUCUGAACCAGCAGAGCUGUGUUAUAUUUUCUAUCUUUGCUAGAACUUCUACAAAGGAGGGUGAAUAUUUCUUCAAAAGUGGUUGUAGUUACCAACGCAUUGGAUGCUCGUAAAAAGCAACUUAUUUAGCCUCCUGCCCCCUUUACGGAACAACCAAUCUUUUGACUUAACAUCUGUUGCUACGCUAUAUUUGUAUUUCAAAGUUCCAAGUAACCUUGUAAUAAAACUCAAGUACUAAGGCGUUUCACUUCCGAGAGUACUGAAUUUUUCCAUAGGCGUUGUAGAAAAAUGGCAGUUUCGUUCAGAUAGUCAAUGCAGGCAACUUGAGGCCAUCAAAUACCUUAAGAAGUGUAAAAAUGGUAAUUUAGCCAUCGUUGUCUUCCAUUUGGUGAUACGACAGAAUUCAGUAAAUAAACCACUAAUGCCAUGCUGUUUUUUUUUUUUAUAUAUAUAUAUAAUUUUUUUUUUUGUUUCUUUGGGUACAUGAUAUUACCUCUAUAAUACGUGCCAGAAAAUACAUUAGAAAAUGCGGUAGUAAAAGAAAAUGUAGAAGUUGACUUUUAAGCUGCUUUUUAAUCACGAACCUUGUUGAAUUUGCGUUGAGCGAGUGCUGACGUACACAGUAAAUCCCGGCUCAUCCCUUUCGUACACAGGUGUGUUUCUUGCUGGUGAAUCUUUUCAGGUACUGAAGGACUCGGUACGAUACGAGUGGGGAAAGCAAAAAGGGGUUUAACGCAUUUCAAGAGCUGUUUAUUUUGCGUUGUGUCUUGCAAAGGAAAGGUAAGGAGACCUGGGAGGACCUACUUCUCACCAAUAAAAUCCACCUCCGCCAAGAGGAAUUGGUCUCUAGCUCUGGGUGAGGAUUUUACUACAGAGAGCAAUAGUAACAGAGACGCCGUUGCCUCCGAGUAUUUUCAUCACUCUGGAAAUGUUGGGGGGGGGAAAAGGGGAGAAGACCCAUUUAUUUCAUGCUACUUACGAUAGUGAAAACCAAGUUGUUAGAGAUCUAUGAAACACGUUCUGAUAUUCUGGGUUUUAGGAUCAACUUUUGUUUAUAUACUGUAAUUUAAAUAAAUUGCAUUUACAUGCCUAGUUUCUGUAAUAUUUGUGUAUACAAUACCAAAAUCUUACAAGAUGUAAAUUGUGUAUAACUGCACAGACUCCUUGCCCUAGGGGUCUGAGAACACUUUAAGUUGAAUUCAUAUAUUAUAAAAUGACUAGAUGUGACUGUUGAUUUACAGAAUUUACAUAUCACAAAAGUUAAUUAUUUGUGGUACUUAAGUUAAUAAAAAUAGUGACUUUUUUUUUCCUCAGUUCUUAAAAAGCAUUAAUUACCCAGUUGAUCUGGCGAUGAUUAUGUGUAUGAGCCACAAAUAUUGAUGAGUUUUCCCAUUACAUUUUUUCUUUUCUUUUCUAGAUAUUAAUAUGUUUCUCGCUAUACUUUGUGUAACAACUUGUGUUCACGUUAUCUAUGUUGCUGUAAUUUUUGUGCUUUAAUUCCUCUUAUUUCGACUGAUUAAAAAAAAAAUCAAGCUCCUGUAACUUGCACUUUUCCCCAAUCCUUAAUACUCUUGUAUGGCAACCAAAAUUACUGUAAGAAAUAAAUAUAAUAUUGCACUAA